This is a messenger RNA of Sphaerulina musiva SO2202, 1120 nucleotides long. Its product is annotated as DnaJ-domain-containing protein. NCBI's taxonomy places the organism in Eukaryota, Fungi, Ascomycota, Dothideomycetes, Mycosphaerellales, Mycosphaerellaceae. The record is from RefSeq and is a predicted model, not a curated record. The transcript is spliced from 2 exons. The coding region runs from base 46 to 954 and encodes 302 amino acids.
CUCGCUUCCGCUUCCUCUUCGCCUCGUCAAUGUCGCGUCUCUGGCAUGAUUGUACGAUCAUGCGCUGUCCGGCGGACGUUGUCAUCAUGUCUUCGCCUUCCACCUCCCAAUGACUAUGGCUUCUCCUUCAACACGCGACCAUUUCGAACAUCGGCCAGCUUGAACGCUGAGCCACCGAAUCACUACGAGACAUUGAACAUUCCGACCAAUGCCAGUCCCAAGGACAUCAAGAAGUCCUUCUACACGCUCUCCAAAGCCAACCACCCCGAUCUGCACCCCAACGAUCCCUCCGCCUCCCAACGCUUCGUCCAAAUCUCCGAAGCCUACGCGACCCUUGGCUCACCCGAGAAGAAACAGCGCUACGAUCGAGACUUCCUCCGCACACAGCCAGCAAGCGGCACCGGACAUGGAGGACCAUCCUACGCUCACGGCUCCCACUCCUCCCACAUGGCCUCAACAGGCCCCGGUGGUCGAGCUCCCAGCGGUUUGAGUAGACGCCGAACGCAAUUCAAGGGCCCUCCACCCUCCUUUUACAAAUCCGGCGGCUGGGGUGAUCACGGCACGAAACGUCAAGAAGCCUCUGAGCGAGCCUCUCACACCCACGAAGCACAAGGACGCUCCGCAUCAGGACCUCAGGGCCCGGGAAUGGGACCCGGAGGCUUCGCGACGGGGUUCGAUGACGAUGUACCCCAUUUCGACGCGCAAGGACAUUACAAAACCCAUGAGCAGAUUCGCAGAGAGAGACACGAGAGGAAUCGAGUUCGAGCGAGAAUUCGACGGAAACAAGGAGCGAGUUUUGAUGAUGUGGGCGGCAGUAGUACUCUCUUCAACUUUUUUGUCAUUGGAGGCGUGUUGGGUGGUAUUGCGGCCAUUACGGGCAUGUUUGCGAAUAGUGGUGGCAAACCUUCGACGACGACGACUAAGGCGGGCAAGAAGAGUGUGGCAGUCGAAUGAGGUUGUUGAAGGGGAUAUAAAGAUGGAAAAUUCUGCAAUACGAUACCCUGGCAUAUCGAUAAAAAGAAUACCUUCCUCAGCAAGGUAACCUUCUUCAGACCCAAAGUUAUAGGUAGAGGUAUAUAGAUACCUUAGUACUGUAUUCGACAGACAAGCAACGUACCCC